AUGAUUCUAUUUCUAUUAUUUCUAUUAUUUCUAUCCAAUUUCUCUUUUGUUUUCUCCGAAGAACAAUGCUUUCCGAACAUUUGGGCUUACCGAGAUACUCAAUCAUUGCUCCCGUCCAUUCAUCCGUUUUGCCUUUUGAAACAAACUAGCGAAAUUCUGGAAACGGUGAAUGUAAUCGAAACGGCUGAAGAAAUGGAGGCUUUCAUUCAGCUGAAUCAUCUCGAGAAUGAAAGAAAUGAGGAUUAUAAGAUCGAUUACAAAGGGAUUUUACGAUACUCGGACGGUGCGCCUUUCCUCGUCCCAUUAAAGACUUUCUCACCGAAAUGUGUUGGAGAGGUUACUGUAGAAAUCUCAAAGAACAUCGCCACAUCUUGCUUGAUUCCGUGGCUCAAUUUCAAUCAAUCCUAUUGUACAGAGAACGCUUUGAUCAAUGCUCGACGAAUCUUUGAUCAGAAUCUGACUUUUGGACAGGAUACGCUUUUAAAUCAGAGUACUCUGAUCAUGUCCUUUGAAAAUUUACUGGAGCCAACAUGGAAUGCAAGAGAGAAUCUUUGUGAAAACGUUUUGACAAAGAGCGUUCUCCAAGUUGAACUCAAUCGAAAAAAUGAAAUCAUUUCGGCGACACUGAAAUCAUUGAGAUAUGCAAAAGUGAAUGAUGAGAAUUAUGAGUCGAUUUCGAUCUCUUUUGAAGUGAAUUUUGUGAAAACUCUUUUCCCAAUUCAAACAAUUCAACCAACAAAUGAUGAGUUUUCUGAUGGGGAAAUGCUUUGGAGCAAGAAUGAGCAUGGAGACACUGUCCCUUGGAUACUGUACGAUGUGAGUGGAUGUUAUCACUCAACAGAGCGAGUCGUCAAUUUCAAAAGAGAAUUGUCCGUCGGAUGUGAGAUUCGAGAAUCCUCUUGUGAAAUGCUUGAACAAAUCACCUCUUCACUCCUUCAAACUCUUCCCUCCAAUCUCCUUAUUUCUCCAAAAUCCACAGAAAGUAUUCCAGUGAUUCGACGAAAUCAAACUGUCGAAAUCAAUACGGGUGGCUCUGAUUUUCGUUGUUUCCUUCCCUCGAUCAUCUCUGUUGAUGUAGCGUAUGCGAAAGUUGGAACAAAAGAAAACAACUCUAUAAAGAUCGUGGGAGCCUAUGUGAAUGUGCAAACAAUGCAAAUCGAUCUCGAAACAACUCCAAAAUUCUUUGUCAUUCGACGAGUCAACUUUCGAGAUGUCACAAAACCAGCCUCCUACCAUUUCGCGGCGAUCCCGAAAAUCGAUCUCCGUCUUCCUUCCGAUUUCUUCUAUCCAUUGAUUCGAAACUCGGAAAAUGGUCGACGAAUCUCAUUCUUUAUCAUUAAUCGAAAUCUCAAGAAAAAGUAUUUGAAAGGACAUCAGUUUGGGCUAAACAACAUCGAAGGAUCAAAAAAACAACGUUGCUAUGGACGCUUGGCUGCCACAAGUCAGUUAUCCGUGUGG
Messenger RNA from Mesorhabditis belari, 1458 nucleotides. Lineage: Eukaryota; Metazoa; Nematoda; Chromadorea; Rhabditida; Rhabditidae. The record is from the annotation of a GenBank genome assembly.